AUGACGCUCAUGCCGUCCAACACGACCCUCUCGGCGGCCGUAUUCUCCCCACAAAGCAGCCCACCGCCAUCCACCCACCUUUCUUAUAUCCGGACCAGAUUGCUGGAGGACCCCAGCCUCGAGCCCUUGAAGGAUGCAAUUGUCAACUUACCAGAAACAUGGCAAACCUUAACCGCCUCGAGACAAGACGUUUCCCGCCUUGAGCUCGCGAGCAAAGCCAUCGGAAGCUUUCCGCAAUGGAUCGAGACCGGAGAGUCGGACGUGCUUGAGCAGGACAUGUCAGGCAUCAUCACCUUGCCUCUCCUAACCACGAUCCACAUUGUCCAGUACCUCUCAUUCAUCAGAGGUGCUGGCCUGUCACAUUCGGAUUUCCUGCGAAGCGUCGUCCAACGCGGAGGGGUCCAAGGCUACUGCAUCGGUCUGUUGUCCGCUGUCAUCGCCGCGGCUUCAAGAGACGAACAAGAGUUGGUGCAGCAUGCGGUGGCAGGCCUCCAUCUAUCUCUCGCAAUCGGUGCCUUUGGAGAUUUGGGACAGGCAUCUUCGGCAUCAUCAUCGCCAUCAUCGACGAGGACUCUGCAAAUUUCCCUGCGAAACCACGACGACGUCCAUGAGAUACUGGGCAGAUUCCCAACCGCCAUCCUCUCAACCAUCACGGAACCCAGGACCGUGUGCUUAACCGCCCCUGAAGACGAUAUGGAAGCUCUCAAGGCGCAUGCAGACAAGCAGGGGCUCCGGCCCAGAAUGAUGCACAUCCGAAGCAACCUGCACAAUCCAGAGAACGAAACUCUCGCACGGCAAUGCUACGACCUGUCUAGGACAAUACCCUUUCCAACAUCAGACCUGCUCCAGGUCCCUGUUCGUUCAAACCGGACUGACGAGUCACUGGUGGGAGAAGGCCAGCUGCUGAGCCAGGAGAUCAUCACGACUGUUCUUACUUCGCGAUGCGACUGGUCUCAGGUCAUCCAGAGUCUGGCUCGGGAUCUUGCACAGACGAAAGAAAAGCGUCACAGUCUCGCCCUUUUCGGCAUCGGUGACGCCGUCUCAACGCCGCCCUUCCAACAACUCGGGCUCGAGGUUUCGAAAAUACACGUCUUGUCAACCAUGCACGCCUCCCCGGCCCCCAUCGUCCCUACGAGCAACCUAGACCAGUUCCCAGACGACGCCAUCGCCAUCGUCGGCGCCUCGUGCCGGCUCCCCGGCGCCAACUCUCUAGACGAGCUCUGGGAGGUCAUCUCGCAGGGCCAAACCCGGCUGGAGAAGCUCCGGACCGACCGUUUCGACCUCGGGGGCUCGCACAGGGCGGCCCAGGACCGCGACUGGGUGACGAAGCGGGAGUUCUACGGCAACUUCAUCGACGACGUCCGCGGCUUCGACAACGCCUUCUUCGGCAUCAGCCCCCGCGAGGCGGCGUAUAUGGACCCCCAGCAGCGGAUCCUGCUGGAGACGGCCUUCGAGGCCAUGGACUCGAGCGGCUACCUCCGGCAUCACCGGCGCGAGCGGGGGGACCCCGUCGGGUGCUUCAUCGGCGCCAGCUACACCGAGUAUCUCGAGAACACGAGCGCAUACACGCCCUCGGCCUUCACCGCCACCGGCACCAUCCGCGCCUUCUUGUCCGGCAAGAUCAGCUACCACUUCGGCUGGACGGGGCCCUCCGAGGUCAUCGAUACGGCGUGCUCGGCCUCGCUCGUCGCCGUCCACCGGGCCUGUCGCGCCAUCGCAGCCGGCGAGUGUCCCGUUGCCCUGGCGGGCGGCGUCAACAUCAUCACCGGCGUGAACAACUACUUCGACCUCGCCAAGGCCGGCUUCCUCAGCAAGACGGGCCAGUGCAAGCCGUUUGACGACUCGGCCGACGGCUACUGCCGCGCAGACGGCGUCGGACUGGUGGUUCUGAAGUCUCUCCGCCAGGCGGUCUCCGAUGGCGAUCACAUCAUGGGCGUGAUCCCCUCCGUGGCCACGAACCAAGGCGGCAUCGGGGCGCCCGGCAUCACCGUCCCCGACGGCAUCUGCCAGAAGGCGCUCUACAGCACUCUUCUCCGCAAGUCGGGAAUCAAAGCGGACCAGGUCUCCUACGUCGAGGCCCACGGGACGGGCACGCAGGUCGGGGACCCCAUUGAGAUCAGCAGCAUCCGCCAAGUCUUUGGGGGCAGUCAGCGGACGAAACCGUUAUACAUAGGCUCCCUCAAGGCCAAUAUCGGCCACAGCGAGACCGCCGCGGGCGUGGCCAGCCUCCUCAAGGUCCUCGCGAUGCUCCGUCACCGGGCCAUCCCGCCUCUGCAAGGCUUCAAGCGUCUCAACCACAAGAUCCCGCCCCUGGAAGAGGACAGGAUACGCGUCCCUACCGGCUUGGUUCCGUGGAACGCCGUCUCUCGGGUUGCGUGCAUCAACAGCUAUGGUGCUUCCGGUAGCAACUCUGCACUUCUCUGCUCCGAGUGGUAUGAGGAACACCAUCAGGGGCCUGCAGACAUCGUCGGUCCGGUAACCCGAGAGUAUCCCAUUCUCCUGAGUGCAACGUCAGCUGAGAGCUUGCAGAGAUAUGCCAAAGCUUUAGCUGCCCAUCUUGCUAAAGACAUCAAGGGAGUGACACUCGGUGACUUGUCGUUCACCCUGAGCGAGCGACGCAAACAUCACAGCGUCCGCUGGUCAACGACAUCGACCGACCUCACCGCACUCAUACGCCAGCUGCAAACAUGCGGGCCACAAGACUUUUCCAUUGUACCUCGCAUCCCAAAGAAGUCCGUCCUCGUCUUCUCCGGCCAGAGCAAAACGACCAUAGGCGUUGACCCCUCCGUGCGCCAGCAGAAUCCCCGCCUCGAACACUACAUCCGGACCUGCAACGAGAUACUCAGAGGCUUCGGCUGCCCCGACAUACUGCCUUUCCUCGGCCGGACGGAGCCCAUUUCGGACCCCACGGUCCUGCAAUGCGGCACCGUUGCCGUACAAUAUGCCUGCGCGCGGUGCUGGAUCGACGGCGGGCUCGAAGUCGCCGGCGUCGUCGGCCACAGCCUGGGAGAGCUCACGGCACUGGCCGUCUCGGGCGUGCUGUCUCUGGAAGACACGUUGAAGGUUGUCUUCACACGGGCCGAGCUGAUCAAGGCCCAUUGGGGAGCUGAGCGAGGGACGAUGAUGGCGAUCCACGCGGAUCAGGAGACUGUGCAGUCCAUCAUGGACGCGGUCGAAGCAACAGUCGACUCCCCAGACGAAGCAUUGGAGAUUGCCUGCUACAACAGCGCCACCAGCCACGUCGUCGUGGGUAAAGAGAGUUCCGUUGUCUCUGCCGAGAAGAUUCUCCAACAAGACGCUCGGUAUCACGGCAUACGAUUCCAACGGCUGAAUGUGAGCCACGGCUUCCACUCCCGCUUCACGCAGCCUCUUCUGGAUGGUCUUUCGCAGCUAGAGAGCACUCUCGUGUUCAACGAUCCUGCCAUCCCUCUGGAGACAAGCACCCGGGACUCAGUUCCCUUUACCCCCAAGCCCACGGCCCAGUAUCUCGCCAACCACGCCCGAGACCCCGUGUUCUUCUACGAUGCGGUCCGUCGGUUAGAGCAGAGGCUUGGUGACUGCGUCUGGCUGGAAGCGGGAUGGGCAACUCCCAUCAUCGCCAUGACCAAGAGGGCCACUUCUCGUCUCGAUUCGCAUACCUUCCAGUCGGUCCCAUCCAUAGCCACUGCCGCCUCAGAUCUUUGGCUUCAGGGCAUUGCCGCCACGCACUGGAGUUUCCUGACACCCAAGGAGAGCGGCUUGAAGCACAUCCAUCUGCCUCCCUACAGCUUCGACCACCCAGAGUACUGGAUAUCUCAUGUGGAUCGCGCCAUGGAAGAGCGUAAAGCUGUAAGAGAUCUAAAGGACGACUCCAUCAGCCAACAUGGUAGCCAACAAGUGCAACAACUCGUCAGUCACAUCAGCACCGAUGGUACCUCGUACCAGUUCCGUAUCAACACAAACACAGAACGCUACACCAGGAUUGUCCAAGGCCACGCUGUCCGGCAGAAUCCGCUGUGUCCAGCGUCCAUGUACAUGGAAGCCGCAAUCAUGGGCAUCGAGCAGCUUGGAGCUUCUGCCAGAGGCAAGACAAUCAUCUUUGAGGAUGUCGUGUUCGACCGGCCCCUCGGGUGCGGCCCCGAUCUUGACGUUCACCUCAGUAUCGACGGACCCCCCAACGCCGACGACGGCUCAUGGAGGUAUACCGUUCGGUCGUCCCUAGGACAGGCUCAUUCUAAGGGAUCGUUCCAUGCGACGAACUCUGAGAACCCCGAUUUCCAGGUGUACGGGAUGCUGUUGUUGGACAAGAUGAAUUCGCUGAGAGAUGAUCCCGAAGCCGAGAGGCUCAAGACAGCCACUGCAUAUUCAAUCUUCUCCGCAGUAGUCGAGUACGCGAGCCUGCUGCAGGGCAUCUCGAGGAUAACGCUAUCGUCCAGGCAGUCUUUGGCGGAGAUCAUCGUUCCGAAAACGGCCUUUGAAGCAUCCGAGAGCACAGUCACCAAGUUCUACGACGCAAUCACCCUCGACACAUACAUCCAGGUCCUCGGCCUGCUUGUCAAUAGCAAUGCCGGCUCGAGCUCGGAGGACGAGAUCUACGUCGCCUCCAGCAUCGGCAAGAUGGUCGUCUCUCCUACGGAUUUCGAAAAGCCGCAGACCUGGACCGUGUACGCCACGUACUCGGCCGUCGACCACAAGACCUCCACCGGCGCCGUGUUCGUCUUCUCCGAGGACAAGAAGCUGCGAGCCUUUGCCACGGGAGUUUCUUUUGUCAAAAUACAGGCCGCCAGGCUGGAGCGUGUCUUGAAGGCGGCAAACUCGGGGGCCGCUGUCCCAGCCCCAGUGGAAGCCGCUCCCAUUAACCACAGCAUAGCUCGCCCGGGACUGGAUUCCGGUCAGCCCAACCACCAUCAAGCCGUGGUUCGGAAUGCCGACGAAGUUUCCAGCAGCAGCACUGAUUUGACCGCCGUAAACUCCAGGAGAGGCAGUGACACUUCCCGCAAGACCACGGAACUCAAAUCCAUCCUCUCUGCUUACACCGGUGUUCCCGCCGCAGAGCUCAAGGAUGACCAGAACCUGGGCGACAUCGGUCUGGACUCGUUGGGCUCGAUGGAGUUGGCGGACGAGAUCGAGUCAAAGCUGGGUCUGAGUGUUCAGGCAGACGACUUGUUGCUCUGCAGCGUCGGGUCGCUUCUGAAGUUAUUGCAUCCCUCGGAUGGGGCAGCAGCUGUCGAAGACCAGGCCGACAGCACAAAUACCACGAGUGACUUUGCUGCAGACGAAAUCACCAUGACACCGUCGUCCCUCGGGCUUCAGACAGCCUCUGGACUCCCAGCUAGCCAGAGCGGCUCUUGGACAAGGCCGUCGAGCCCUCUGGACUCCAGAUUCCGCUUGGAGACGGCAGUCUACAAGGCAGUUGACGGACUCGACAUCCUGGCCGACCUGUAUAUCCCAGCGGAGGUUCCCCCUCAACCGAUGAUCGCUGCCCUGCUGAUCCAUGGCGGUGGGCACCUCACGCUGUCCCGAAAGGCCGUCCGGACCGCGCAGAUCAGGUUUCUCCUUGCCAACGGGAUCCUCCCCGUGAGUGUGGACUACCGGCUCUGCCCUCAGGUCAACGUCAUUGACGGCCCUAUGACCGACGUUCGCGACGCCUGUAGUUGGCUGCAAAGUGACCUGCCCCGGGUCAUGGCGGCAAAAGGAUUCAGUAUCGACACUUCGAGAUAUGUGGUCGUCGGCUGGUCUACCGGAGGCACGCUCGCCAUGACCACGGCGUGGAGUCUAACGCAAGCCCGUAUCCGUCCUCCAUCGGCUAUACUCGCCUUUUACUGUCCGGUUGAGUACAAUCCUCAAGCGCCGACAAUAAUGGGUCACGAAGUCGAAAAGCGGACAAUGUCCCUGACCGAAAUUCGCAAACUCCUCUCCACUGAACCAACUGCCAACCACGCACCCAAUAGUCUCGACACGACCAAGCUCGGCUGGGUCAGGCGCGGAGACCCGCGGUCGGAGCUCGUACGCGCCCUGGUCAAAGAGGAUAGAGGCAUGUCGAUCCUCUUCAACGGACUGCCUCCGGACGGCGAGGAGCUCCCUUACCCGGACGCCGAUCGCGCCGAGGCCUUCAGCCCGCUCUGCCAGGUGCGCAAGGGGAACUACCGCGUCCCGACAUACCUGAUCAUCGGGGACCAAGAUGACAUCGCGUCGUUCAAGAAGGGGCAGGAGUUCGCACGGGCGUUGGAGGAGCACGGCGUGAGGAGCGGAUUCCUGCCCGUGGAGGGGGCGAAGCACAUCUUCGACCUCGGCCUCGUCCCCGGGAGUGAGGGAUGGAACGCUGGAGUUGGUCCCGGCUACGAGUUCCUGCUGAAGGAGCUCGAGAGCAACCAGCGUGGCUUUGCCUGA
Molecule: messenger RNA, 6369 nt
Organism: Colletotrichum higginsianum IMI 349063
Lineage: Eukaryota; Fungi; Ascomycota; Sordariomycetes; Glomerellales; Glomerellaceae
Product: Polyketide synthase
Exons: 5
Coding region: 1-6369 (2122 amino acids)
Biological process (GO): secondary metabolite biosynthetic process; fatty acid biosynthetic process
Molecular function (GO): hydrolase activity; phosphopantetheine binding; fatty acid synthase activity
Source: RefSeq, a predicted model, not a curated record